AUGGCAAUGUAUGUCCACUCGGACAAGAUCAAAGACCCCGACUCCGACAGAUGCAUGCAAGCGAUAAACCAAGCCAAAGAGACUCUACUAGAUGAAAGAAAGAGAAAGGAGUACGAUCGGACACUGAAGACCAACGGGAAGAAGCAAGUGCCUGAGCCAGACAUAGGCGAGGAAUUCCACGAUAACGCUUACGGACAGGAGGAAGAUUCUAGUGAUGAUGACGAAGCAAUUGUCUUCGACGACAAUGAUGUACCAGAAAGGCCUCCUGAGGUUGCAGCUUACCACGAACGGUUCGACGAAAGCGUGAUCAGAAUACUCCAAAAUGUCCAGAGCAAAGAUAGCAUGGGAAAGGACUUUGGCAAGGUCGCGAAAAUGAACAGGAAGAUCAACAAGGAGUGCUUCAAAUGA
This is a messenger RNA of Colletotrichum scovillei, 408 nucleotides long. Its product is annotated as chaperone protein. The record is from RefSeq and is a predicted model, not a curated record. The coding region runs from base 1 to 408 and encodes 135 amino acids. The transcript is spliced from 3 exons. Lineage: Eukaryota; Fungi; Ascomycota; Sordariomycetes; Glomerellales; Glomerellaceae.